Messenger RNA from Closterium sp. NIES-67, 2163 nucleotides. The record is from the annotation of a GenBank genome assembly. Lineage: Eukaryota; Viridiplantae; Streptophyta; Zygnematophyceae; Desmidiales; Closteriaceae.
GCGGCAAGCCCAAUGGAAUUGAGCCGACGCAAAAAUUGCGGUGAUGGGGAGGAAGAGUCCGUUUCCGUUGCGACGCGCCGAGAGUCCAGCGCGACAAAAGACGUGACUUGAAAGGCGUUACAGCUUUCUGCCAGUCGAAAGGCCAGAGCGGCUCACUUUCGGAGGAGGAAAUAUCAGUUAGGUCACGAAGGAUGCUGUAGUGUGUCUCCCCGCGCAUCACUGUUUACGAAGUCCCGAGUUCCAGCGACGCGCGUCCGCCAUGGAAUUCCACCUGUCAGCACCAGAUACGCAACAGUCGCCCGGUCACUUCGUUCUGCUCUCACGCGCCGCUUCCGAACCCUGUUCUCCCGCCGCAUAUCGCGCUGAGGACCACAGCCCGCCGUUUAAAGCUCGCUGUAUCCGCCCGAAACCAGCAGUAUUAGCAGGAACAGAUAGUAGCGUGACGGCGCCAGUCGCGGCGCAAUACCCGCCCGUGAUACCGUUGCAAAUCACCCCGCCGGACAUGCUUCCGUCGCUGACAGACGUGGUAAACGCUGACGGCCACACGUGGCUGAAAUACGGCGAGAAGCGAAUCAGCAAGAACACCGUCAUGAGGUCGUACUACAAGUGCUCGUGGUCGCGCGCUCUCCAACCGUGUCGCGCCACCAAGACCGUCGACACCGACCCCCGGCGCCCGCAGCGCGCGGUCGUCCGCGUGCACGGCUCGCACAACCACGCCCCGGGCGCCGCCUGCCCCCGCUCCGCCUGCCCCCGCUCCGCCGCCCGUCGAGUUCCGCCGCCGCUCGACAUCCCCCCCGCCUCCCCUUCCGCCCUCCGCGCCAAAUUCUCCGCCAAUGCGGCGACGAGAAACCCAGCGACCGCUGCCGAAAACUGGCCGGUUUCGCCACAGUUCGCGAACAGUCAGCCCGUGACUCCGAGCAUGCCGUCGCCCAUGUCGGGAGAUUCGCCCAGCGGGCCGUUCGGCGUGUCCCUGUCGUUCCACAGCACCAGCAGCCCCGGCGCCAGCCCUCUCGCCAGCCCCCUCAGCGACAUGGCCGCUCCCACCACGGCGUGCGACCGACCCGGCAGAGCGCGAGUGAGCGACGUGGCGCUGACGGGGCGUGGCGAGGGUGGAGGGGCGGAGGGACGGCGCGUGGCAGACAUGAUGGCGGUCGACAGCGAGACGCUUGGUGGUGCUGCUGUCCCGGGCCGUGCUGCCGCUGGCGGUGCUGCUGCUUACCCGGGCGGUGCUGCUGCUUACCCGGGCGGAGCUGCUGCUUACCGGGGCGGUGCUGCUGCGUGCUGCUUUGUGGACGCCUCAGCUGGCGUUGUGAGCACCAGUGAUGGUCGUCUGGCGGCGGAAAGACCAGUGACGCUGAGCUCGCUUGUAUCGGAGCUGCAGGCAACGAGGAUGGGCGGUCCGGCGUGCAGCGCGGCGGGCCAGCAUGGGAGGCGAGAGAAGGCGGGUGGGAUGCGAGGGACGACGGGUGUGGCGCGUGCGAGGGCGGGAGAGGCGGUGUUUAUGCCUCCGAGUUUUGGCUGGCGGGGUGCAGGUGGUGCUGCUUGUCCUGCCGUUGGUGACCCUGCCCGGCACAAGACGGAAUUCAAGGAGGAGGAGCAGGAGCACGAGGGUCCGUCUCUGGACCUCUCCCUCGGCACCCCCGGCUCACAGCACGGGCGAGAGGUCCCUUGCCCCGGCACGUGGGGGACGGAGCUUGCCGCAUUGGAAAGAGCGGGGCAAGACGCUUCGUUACAAGCAAUGACAGUAGACGCAGCAGCAGCUGCUGCAGGGAACGCCCAUGCUCUGCAGCCAGCAUUCACACAGGAGCCAGCCCCUGCAGGCACCCAGAUGUACCCUGCCUUGGGAGCUGCCCCGGGCCGUGGAACAAACUCAGUUGACUUCACUGUGGCUGCUCAAGGCGCUGGCUUGGGAGUUGGGAUGGGCGGCCUUGCGCCGCAACACCAGCUCUGGCUGCCACAGAGACACCAGCCCCAGCCUCAGCAGCCUCGGCCGCAGCAGCUGCGGCAGCAGCCACGGCAUGUGGGGAUCGAGGCGGAUGAGCCAGAUGCUGCAACAUGUGUUCUUCUGGCAGCGGCGCUGCUCCAAGCUGCUGUGAAUAAAAGGCAGCACCACGUGUGACACUGUCAUAUCUGUAAAUGCAUCAAUAUAGAAUUUCCUUGCGU